CCUCUUCCCUUUAGCUUUUAAAACAAGCUUUUGACAUCAUCAGAAGAAAGAAAACAACAGAAAAAGAAAGUAAACGAUUAUAAGUUUAAAAUGCCACGACGGCAUUUAUUGUGUAAAUUCUGUCUCCUGAUAAUAAUAUAUUUGACACUUCGGGCGAGCAGUGUGGAGAUAAACAGAAAUGACGGACAAUCAUAUGCAGGAGGUGUAGGCAGAGAGCGUUAUGCGUUCUUUGCACUGCGCAGCUGCCAUCAGGUUCUUCGCAGCAACAGCGGUGAGUUCUUUUCUCCUGACUACCUGUGCUCAAAUCCCCCCGUCUGGUGCAACUGGACCAUCCAGGUGAAUCCUGGGAGGCGUUUGCAGCUGUAUCUGGAGGACCUGAUGCCCUCAGAGGCCUGUCAACUGAAGAGUGAUCAGAUCCACCUGGAUGAGUCUCCAGUCGCUGCUGGGGGGCAACGAAUCCUGGAGAGAUGCUGGAGAACAGCCACGUACACAUCUGUGUCCAACACCGUUCAAGUGGUGCUGCUCAUCGACGGAAACCAGCCCUCACCGUACAGGGGCUUCUAUGGACACUUUAAAGCUUUUGGGCCGCUCGAUUCUCCUGACCACAUCGAUAAAGAUGUGAUCGAAGAGGCAUUAGUUGGUUAUGAAGAAGUGGAUACGGUUACAAAUGCUCUACCAGAUCUUAGAGGUGUCACUGCAGAUGUCAAACUGUCAAUGGUAAACGCACAAACCUCUCCACCUGCUCCGAAAAAGCCUGUGAUAUUCAGCCAGUUUGAGUCCAUUUCGGUGUCCAACGAGCUGCCUAUCGAGAAGGAACCAUGGAAAAAUGGUCCAUCUGGGAAACUAGAAGCAUCUUCUGGAUCCACGGACUCAACUCCACGUGUUUCUCCUGGUUACCAUGAAAAUGUUGGAUUUAUUGACGACUUCUAUUACGAUGAUAAUUCUAAUGCAAUACCACAAGAAAAUGCGGGUCGUUGGGCAGCUGAGAGCCACAAACCUCAACCUAAAGGUGGCUCCGCUCAAGUCCGCUCCAAAUAUCAGCCCGCCUAUACACUCAUGCCAGACUUCACCCUCAGCACCGUUAAACCAGCCGCCAGGUCUCCAUCUGGCAUGCGCAGGAAUGUGGAUGCACAAUCCCUCUCUCCCAGUGAAACUGAGCCAGCCAGAGCCAAAAUGGUGUCUGAUGUUGGGGAAGUAAGGUGGGUGAGAGUGGGACAGCGAGAUGAUAUGGACGACGUUUCUGUGAAGGCGACAGUGGCGGACAGCGCAGGCACACCACCUGCCCAUUUGGACCCGCAUGAGGGCAGUUCUUCCAACUUUCAUGAUACUAGACUACCAAAAUUGCACCGCAGAUCUAAAGCGAAAACUCGAUACCUACAAACAAUGCGAAAUACGACCCACAACAUCCAUUUACCUGGAGAGCUCUUGUUGGAGGUGGCUGUGGAAGUCAGUCUUGAGUCUGGGAAUCAUGAGAGAGCAUCUUCCCUCAGGACUGCAUUAGAGACAAUGAUAAAAGAAGAGCUUGGACCUGUCACGUUAAACAGUCUAGACUUCAAAAGAUUAAAAAAGUUGAGUUCUGGAGUUUUGUUCAUCGUAUGGGUGCAGUUUCAGAAGGCUGUUGUAGGUCCGCACACACCCUGGGUUCUUCAGUCCGAUCUGCAAGGGCUUCAGGGCAAAAGUAUCAAAUCACAAACCAGCAAAAUCCACGGCGUCAUCGUGUCCAUUUCUACUGAAGACAUCAAUGAGUGCGAGACACAGCUGGUAGUGUGUGGUGCACACUCUGAGUGCGUUAAUCAGUUUGGAUCAUACUCCUGUCGCUGCGUCCAUGGAUACCAUGAGGCUCGUCAUGGAUUGGACCGGACCGUUUGUGAGACGUCCACGUCCUCCGACUGCAGCUGGACAUCAUUUCCGUCAGUCCUCAGGGGUGUUUACGCUGUCUGCUGCCUGCUCACGCUGCUCAUCUUGUUAUUGUUGGUUGUGGUCGCUCUUCUGUACCGUCGAUACUAUAGAGGCGCUUUCCUGCCUCGCUGCCAGGGAUCCAGCAUUAGCAGUGCCAUGGAAACGGUUGCCAAUGAUGAUGACAACAAUAACACUACUGGAAGUGACCCUUCCAGAUUCCCACCUCCGCCUCCACCCAUAAGACUGUCCAAAGAUGGUCUCCGCUCUCUUGAUCUUCCUCUGUUACGAUUUAGCCCUCUGUCGCCUCCUGAUGGAUUUAGGAGUAAAAUACAUGCAGAGAAUCACCAGUUUUGAUCACUAGUUAGUUACACCUGCCUUUACUCUUGAUUGAGAGUGCUGUAUGGUCGCUAAUAGAGUUGCACAUAAAUGCAUUACAUGUCACCGAGUGAAACAACUCUUCUAUGUAACUGGUCUCGAUUGGACUGUUUAGUUUUUGCUUUAGUUCAUGAUUUCUGAAGCGUCAUCCGAAGGUUGACUGCCUGUAAAUAUUUACAGCUUAUUUUCAUUCUGUUCUAUUCAUUUUUGGCCAGUCACAGUAGACUUGUCACUCUCAGAAAUAGUUGAUAAGAGUUUUUUGUGGUUUUAUGUAUGUUAAGCAAAUGUAUGUUUGUGUGUGAGAGACUUUGAGAGUUGUG
Molecule: messenger RNA, 2594 nt
Organism: Xyrauchen texanus (razorback sucker)
Lineage: Eukaryota; Metazoa; Chordata; Actinopteri; Cypriniformes; Catostomidae
Exons: 10
Coding region: 91-2253 (720 amino acids)
Molecular function (GO): calcium ion binding
Source: RefSeq, a predicted model, not a curated record